AUGCCACCCUUAUCAAAACAACAAGUUUACUUAAAAAAACAUAACCAAAAUGUACAUAAAGUUGUAACUUUAUUAGAAACAGAAAGUACUGAUAGUGAUGAGAAUUCAGUACUUUGGUAUACAAAAGAGUUGGAUAAUAAUAAAAUUCUUCUCGAACUUAAAGAAGAUAUAAAGUAG
Funneliformis caledonium is the source of this 177-nucleotide messenger RNA. The record is from the annotation of a GenBank genome assembly. Lineage: Eukaryota; Fungi; Glomeromycota; Glomeromycetes; Glomerales; Glomeraceae.